This is a messenger RNA of Cladophialophora immunda, 1977 nucleotides long. RefSeq lists its product as uncharacterized. The coding region runs from base 1 to 1977 and encodes 658 amino acids. The record is from RefSeq and is a predicted model, not a curated record. The transcript has a single exon. NCBI's taxonomy places the organism in Eukaryota, Fungi, Ascomycota, Eurotiomycetes, Chaetothyriales, Herpotrichiellaceae. Gene Ontology annotation, molecular function: protein binding.
AUGCCAGCAUUCGAUGAAGAUGACGACCGAUCUCAGGAUGGCAGUUUCGACAACGACAACGAUGAGACAAUGCAAGAUCUGGAUGAUGCGGAUGCGGAUGCGGACGGCGAUGGAGACGUGGAUCAAGAUGUGGACGGCGACGGCGACGGCGACGCAGAUUUAGAUGGGGACGCUGACGGUGACGGUGACGCUGAGGCUGAGGCCGAGGCUGAGGGCGAUGGCGACGGCGAUGAAGAUGAAGAUGCGGAAAGCCAGUCUGAGCAAUCCGACAAUGAGGACGCCUCUGGAGAACAGAAUGCAACACAAGAAGGCACUCAACCGGCUUCGUCUACGCAAGUCGACUCCUCGCGAGCAGCAGCAGCAGAAUCGAAUAUCUCCCCCGAAUAUCUCGAAGCGUCUACGUAUGAUAUCGUCCCAACCAUCGCCGCUCCUCACAGCACAUCUAUCAAUGCUGUCACCACUACUGCAGAUAUGCGAUGGGUUUUUACCGGGGGCUCGGAUGGUUAUAUUCGCAAAUUCAACUGGGUUGAUUCGGUCAACUUCAAGCUUGCUCUUACGGUGGCUCAACGGCACCCCUUCGUCGACAGUGUGGUAAAAGCGGGAGUUCUGAUGACUUAUUGGGAGAACUGGGACGCUAGACCAAACACCACGCAAACCCUAUCUCCUGUAUACUCCCUCGCUUGCCAUAGUCAAGGAUUGUGGCUACUAUCCGGUACUGCAUCGGGUCCCAUUAGACUGCAAUCAACCAGGCACGACGAAGGCAGAGAGAUCGCCUUGUUGCAGAAACACACGUCCGCAGUCUCAGUUCUUACAAUUUCCUCCGACGAGAAAAGUUUACUGUCCGGAAGUUGGGAUAAGACAGUCUUAGACUGGGAUCUCAACACGGGUCAGGUACGGACCACGUUCGCCGCCAGUACCAGCCAGAUAUCUUCCAUCGAAGCUCGCCCACUAUCGUCGGUGCCUGUUCCAGUCGAAUCAGGAGAGGUCGUGGUGACCAAUGGAACGUUCUCGUCCAACGAUGGUAAACCACUGACCAAUGGUGUCAAGAAUGAGCCUCCGGAUCGCAAUACUCAAGAUCAUCCCACAGUUGCUACUCCAGAUUCUCUGUUUGGCGAUGAUGACGACGACCUCUUUGGAGGCGGAGCAGGGGGAGUAAUGGGCAAUGGUAGUGACCUGAACGGCGCCUUCGGCGAAGAGGACGAUGAGAUGUCUCGCGCAAUGGCAAAUGGUCCGCAACCAGAAGAACUAGUCGAUCAUCCGAUGCUAGACUCUUCAGAUCCCGCUGCUCAAGAACCCACAGCUCCGGCUCAAGACGACUCAAAUGUCCCAGAAACUGCCCCCGAAGUUGCCAAUGGCGUGCAGAGCGCUGUUGAGCAGACGUUCGUCAACGGCUUGCCACAUGCAGAGGACCUCGAAAAGCAGGACGACAACCAGAACGAGUUUCAGGAUAGUGAAGCCCCGAUUACAUCUGACUCUACUUUCCUUGCGACGUCUAUUGACGGGGCAAUCCGUGUCUGGGAUCGAAGGCAGUCCAAACCAGUCGCGCGCAUUCUAUCACGUAACACUCCUCCUUGGUGUCUGAGCGCCUGUUGGUCUCCGGACGGCAACUUCAUCUACGCAGGACGGCGAAACAACACUGUCGAAGAAUAUGACCUACGCAAGGGGCUUAAAGGGCCCGAACGAGUUUUUCGAUUUCCGAAUGGCAGUGGUGCAGUCACAUCAGUCAAGGCCAUGCCGAAUGGACGCCAUCUAAUAUGCGCUUCCUAUGAUAUAUUAAGAUUGUAUGAUCUAAAGGAGUCACAGUCUCAACGAUCAACAGUCCCGUUCUUGAUCGUGCCCGGCCAUCGGACUGGAGUCGUGUCACACCUGUACCUCGAUCCAGCUUGUCGCUUCAUGCUGUCUGCUGGAGGUAACCGGGGCUGGGAAGGUGCUUCAACCGAGGUGCUCCUGGGCUAUGAAAUAACUCCUGGCCGAUAA